GUGGCGCCGAGCAUAUAUAGGAGACUGACGCGCAGGGGCCGCGCGCUGCAUCGGGAGGCCCCGGAAGUGCCGCGCAGGGGGGCGGCUGAGGGGGCGGCGGGAGCUCGGCGGCCGGGGAGGCCGCUUCGGAGCCGGGCGCGCGGCCACAUUCGCUUCCGCUGCGUCCCGAGCCCCCGGCCCAGCCACCAUGGACUUCAGGGAAAUCCUGCUGAUCGCUUCCAAAGGACAAGGCGUCAACAGCGUCCCGAAAAGGUAUAGUUUGGCAGUGGGGCCUCCCAAGAAAGACCCAAAAGUUAAAGGUGUCCAGUCAGCAGCCGUACAAGCUUUUCUUCGAAGGAAAGAGGAGGAGCUUAGACGAAAAGCCUUAGAAGAGAAGAGGAGGAAAGAGGAACUAGUGAAAAAGCGAAUUGAGCUCAAACAUGACAAGAAAGCAAGAGCCAUGGCCAAGAGGACAAAAGACAAUUUCCAUGGUUAUGACGGGAUUCCUGUUGAGGAAAAGUCAAAGAAGAGGCAGGCCAUGGAAAGCCACCCCAGCCAGGGAACAGACCAGGAGUACGAGGUGGAAGAGGAGGAGGAAUUCUUUGAGUACAACCAAGCAGAGUCAGAACAGGAGGAUGAGGAAGAGCAGGAACCUCCCAAAGUUGAAAGCAAACCAAAGGUCUCCCUCAGAAGUGCCCCACCCCCCAUGAACUUCACGGAUUUACUGAGGCUAGCUGAGAAGAAGCAGUUUGAACCAGUGGAGAUCAAGGUCGUGAAAAAAGCCGAAGAGCGGCCUAUGACUGCGGAGGAACUUCGGGAGCGAGAAUUUCUUGAACGAAAGCAUAGGAAAAAGAAACCUGAAACAGAUGCAAAACUACCUCCAUCUGUGUCCCAAAGGGCACCCGCUCAUAAAGAAGGCGUGGGCACAAAACCUAGCAGGCGUCCUGGCGACAAGCGUCCUUCUUUGAAGGGGAUGUCCUCUCCUCAGGCUGAGAAGAAAUCCGGACCUAGUACAGCCAGUGAGAAACACUUGGCUUUGUCUGCAUCCAGAUCAGUGCCGGGAGAGAGGACCAAGGCAGGGUCUGUCAGCAGCUCCCAGCCCUCCCUUCGGGAGGGUCACCACAGACCUGUUCUCAAUGGGGCUGGAAGGCCUCACCCUAACACCUAUUCACCUAGUGUCCCAAAGACUUUUGCUAGUGGGACUCAGAAAUCUGCUUCUGAGCACAAAGCCAAAAAGUCUCUUCCUUCUCAUCCUAGCCAUUCCAAGCCUGGGCCCACCAGUCUCUCACAAAACAAGCCUAAGAGUCCAGGUGUCAAGCAACUGGGCAGCAACUCCAGCUCAGCCCCUGGGCGGCCCAGCCCAGGGACAGCUCGGCCCACACUUAGUUCUGGCACUGUUCCCAGACACCAGAAUGGCAGCUCCAGCUCAGGAUCUGAGCGAUCAGUCAGUGGGGUCAGAAAGCUAGACAGUGUCUCACUUCCCACUGGACGGACAGGCAGUGGCACAAAUGGUCCUGGACGCCCUGCAAGUAACUCAAGUGGCCCUGGGAGACCCAUCAGUGGCCCAAGUGGUUCUGGGAGACCUGUGGGCAGCUCUGGAGGCCCUGGGAGGCCUAUAAGCAGUCCACGUGACCUUCAGCGACCAGUGAGCAGCUCAGGCCCUUCAGCAUAUCCAGUCAGUGGCCCUGAGAGAUCCAUAAGUGGCUCAGUUCCAGCUGGACGAACUGUCAGUUCAGGUCUCCGAAGAUCAAUAAGUAGCUUAGGCCCUGGGCGGACAGUUAAUAGUCCCGGCGCCCCCAUAAAGCCCAAGUGCACUGUUGUCUCAGAAACAAUUUCUUCCAGGAAUAUUAUUAGCCGACCAAGCAAUGGACAGAUGAAUGGAAUGAGGCCUCCCCUGUCUGGCUGCAGAUAUACUCAAGGUCCCCAAAGCCUUCCCUUCCGUACUGGUUGCAGAAGGCCACGAGAGUUGGAAGAAGAAGAAGAUGAUGAAUACGACUCCGAAAUGGAUGAUUUUAUUGAAGAUGAAGGAGAACCUCAGGAAGAAAUAUCUAAGCACAUUCGGGAAAUCUUUGGCUAUGACCGAAAAAAAUAUAAAGAUGAAAGUGACUAUGCCUUACGUUACAUGGAGAGUAGUUGGAAGGAACAGCAGAAGGAAGAGGCGAAGAGGUAAGCACAGAGCUUGACAGCCAGGCAUAGAAGUGUCCUAAAAAUUCCUUCUUCCAGGGCUGGAGAGAUGGCUCA
This is a messenger RNA of Nannospalax galili (Upper Galilee mountains blind mole rat), 2220 nucleotides long. It is a transcript of the gene Spty2d1, whose product is annotated as SPT2 chromatin protein domain containing 1. Gene Ontology annotation, biological process: regulation of DNA-templated transcription; nucleosome assembly. Bases 188 to 2149 code for a protein of 653 amino acids. Gene Ontology annotation, cellular component: nucleolus. The record is from RefSeq and is a predicted model, not a curated record. Lineage: Eukaryota; Metazoa; Chordata; Mammalia; Rodentia; Spalacidae. The transcript has 5 exons. Gene Ontology annotation, molecular function: DNA binding; histone binding.